Messenger RNA from Parastagonospora nodorum SN15, 1965 nucleotides. RefSeq lists its product as hypothetical. The coding region runs from base 1 to 1965 and encodes 654 amino acids. NCBI's taxonomy places the organism in Eukaryota, Fungi, Ascomycota, Dothideomycetes, Pleosporales, Phaeosphaeriaceae. The transcript is spliced from 9 exons. The record is from RefSeq and is a predicted model, not a curated record.
AUGGCUUCCAACAAGAGUCAAUACCACCAUUACAUACCACGGUUCAUCCUGAAGCAAUUUUCGCAUGGCAAGGUGGAAAUAAAACGGGGUGUAUUUGAUGACGUCGUGAAUGUGUGCGAAUUACCAUCAGAACAGUUCCGCGCAAGACAGGUCGGAAAAUGUUGCGGUAGUCAAGACCUCUACUACGAUUCGAACACUAUUGAUCCGAUGAGGAUCGAGCAUCUCUUUAGCAAGUUAGAGUCUAGAACUAGCAUGGUCUUCAGUAAGAUACGAGACGCUGUUCUAAAGAAUCUCGAACACAUCGAUAUCUUGGAGAAAGACGUUCAGACGCUAUUCAGCUUCAUGAGCAUCUCUCCCAUACGCUCGCAGCAGUACAUCGAUAGCAUAAAAGACGUGCGACGCGAAAAUGACUUUUUGUGGAAAGAAUUGGAGGACGAGUACCCCAAGGGAGGCCGGCGGGGAGAUACACGCGAAGUCUGGCUUGCUCAGUUGCUGUAUCACCUCGAACACAGUCACGAAGAAAUGCUCGCUGAUGCUGCUAAGAGUAAAGAAAACGUCACAGCAGGAACGUAUAAGCGCUUUGUGGAGACGUUUGCUCUGCAGAUUUGGAAAGCAGCUGAUGGAUACGAGUUCUUCCUCAACGACAGACUGGUCGAUUUCGAAGGCGAUACAGAAUACGGAUUAGGAAUGAGAACGAAAGAGACAGGCCCAGAACUAAUCUGGAUGACCAAAGAAGACUUAAUUCAUUUGGUGCUGCCAAUAAGUCCCGAGGUAGCUGUCAUCUUCUGCGAUGAGUCGCGUUGUUGGGAAUCACCUUUCGCCGACAUGAUGCAUCGAGCGAAAAUACCAUUCUCGGCGAACAGCCUUUUGGCGAAAGCACCACACAAAGAAAUUGUAGAUGUUCAUGUUCCGGAGCGGAAGAGGAUCAUGCCCCAAGCUGUCGUUGUUGCCAUACGUACUGUUGGAUUCACGUCUCCACAUGCUUCGACGGAAUCUGCGAACACUGCCGUCAAAACCGCUUUCGAAGCCGCUUACCCACCGCAACACUCCCAGCAUCGCAAACUCCUCACUGUCAACUUUAUGGCCUUUUAUAAUCACGGCAUCGACGAAGAAACGUUUAGUCAAUUGUCUUUCGCAAUCGACACAAAAAGCCGCGAAGUCCAAAGCUCAAGCAGUUUUCGCGAACAUUGGGAGGCCUCUCGGGUCAAUGUGGAAAACCCGCCUAUGGAGCCGCUAGCCGGCAAUAGCGAACUCUUACAGAAUCCAGCUUUCCAAUCGGUUAUGAGAGCUGCAUGCGGGUUUGAGAUCCUCAGUUGGAUGUUUGAGGAACGUCAAGAUAUCCUGGCUACUUUCAUUAAGGAUCUGGCGAUUCCCCCACAUGACCCAAUCUUUCCUGCCUUCUCCAUCGGCAAUUCAAUGAAGACCUACGAGACUUGCCGCAAAGAUCCUUACGACCACCAAACCACGAUCUACCACGACUUGGCUCUAACGGAAGUCUGGAUCGGUUGUGCUGCAAUUAAUAUCGGCAACGUACUCGACAAGGAUGUUUACAACAAGGUCAGAUCCUUGAUUCCCGAAGCCUGCAACGAUAACAGCCACUGGCUCCACUGCAAUAAAGAGGAGGAACAUAACGACCUCCACAUCGAAACCAGCUACGUCAAGGACAUUAACAGUGGCGAGACCGGAUCCACUGAAUUUGGCGUCAGGGUUUCUGGACAAUGGACCAAGGUUGCCCAGCGUGAUGUCCUCAGGGAUGGUCUUGCGAUAAUCUUGCGCCACGGUAAAUUUUGCAACGCGCCCGACUUCAUCCGGAUCAACAUGCCCAACUCGAAGAAAGGCGGCAAGACUGAUGGAGCUUGGAUGCGGUUGGAUCUAUCUGGCGACAAGUACCCUAAACUGGGUUGCCCGACGUGCUCAUGGGUCAGCGUGAACCGAACAGGGUUUAUUGAGGCGACAGAAAUUUAG